This is a messenger RNA of Callorhinchus milii (elephant shark), 849 nucleotides long. It is a transcript of the gene serf2a, whose product is annotated as small EDRK-rich factor 2a. Bases 170 to 379 code for a protein of 69 amino acids. Lineage: Eukaryota; Metazoa; Chordata; Chondrichthyes; Chimaeriformes; Callorhinchidae. The transcript has 3 exons. The record is from RefSeq and is a predicted model, not a curated record.
GGGGGGGGGAGAGGAGGGAAGUUAGGUUGCGCUGAGGUAGGUCGGUGGGUCGGUCAGUCAGUGAGUUGAUCGGUCGGUCGGUCGCUGCGAGGGGCGGUUUGCCGGAGCCGAGUGGACGGUGUUUUAACGACUUGGUGGCGGCGGCGGCGACGGCGGCGACGUCUGGAGGAUGACUCGUGGCAAUCAGCGAGAACUUGCUCGUCAGAAAAAUGCAAAAAAAAGCACUGACCAGACUAAAGGGAGAAGAACUGAUGGUCUGUCUGCUGCAGCCAGAAAGCAGAGGGAUGCUGAAAUAAUGCAACAAAAGCAGCAAGCGGCGGCUAAGGAAGGCCAAUCUGCUCCAAAAGGUGGUGAAGGGGGUCAGGGGGCUUCAAAGUAACCCUGGAGACUUUACUUGUACCUGGCUGUCUCCCCAGGUUUUACGAAGACGAGUACUUGUAACGAACUUCAGCUUUCUGUCUGCAACUAUUGAACGUAUUCAAACCUAUGGUUUCAAUACUUCAGAAAAUUGCAUUCUUGUAUCUUUCCUGUGGGAUUAUACAGUGUGUAGGCUCAACCAAUGCCUUGCAGAAUGUUUACUGAUGCAGUAUUAAAUCUUGCUGUAAAGGUACACUUCCUGCAUGAGCAUAAGUCACUGGAAGUAUUGUAAGCAAAAAUGCUUCUUUUGGAUUUUACGUGACCCAGCCUUGUAUUUUUGUAUCAAAGCUAAUCCUUUCAAUUCUAUUUAAUAAAGACAGCCUUUUGGUUGAUGUAGGUGUUUCUGUGAAUGCCUAUAUAGAUUUGUCACUUUUUUUGUUAAGAUGCUUGUAAAGAGUGAUUGGAAUUAUAAAUAGACCAGUUUAAAAUGUU